This is a messenger RNA of Pyrgilauda ruficollis (rufous-necked snowfinch), 2130 nucleotides long. It is a transcript of the gene GC, whose product is annotated as GC vitamin D binding protein. The coding region runs from base 75 to 1529 and encodes 484 amino acids. Gene Ontology annotation, biological process: vitamin transport. Gene Ontology annotation, molecular function: vitamin D binding; vitamin transmembrane transporter activity. The record is from RefSeq and is a predicted model, not a curated record. Gene Ontology annotation, cellular component: cytoplasm; blood microparticle. NCBI's taxonomy places the organism in Eukaryota, Metazoa, Chordata, Aves, Passeriformes, Passeridae. The transcript is spliced from 11 exons.
CCCGGCUGCUGACCCUGCCUCCAUAAAAACUCGGGGAUGGGAUUCCCGGCAGGAGGAGGAGAGCCAGCUCCAUCAUGAGGGUGGCUCUGGCGCUGCUGCCGCUCCUGGCCGCUGCACAGGCGUUACACCGAGGGAAAGCUUAUGUCCGGGAGAAAGUCUGCCAGGAGUACAAGAUCCUGGGAAAGGAGAACUUCAGAACCAUGACCAUCGUUGCCAACAGCCGCAAAUAUUCCAACGGCACCUUCGAGGAGAUCAGCAGCCUCGUGCGGGAAAUCGUCUCCCUGGCCGAGACGUGCUGCGCCGACGGCGCUGACCCCUCCUGCUACGACAACGGGUCCACGGCGCUGUCGGAGAAAUCCUGCAGCGCGGGCUCGCCCUUCCCGGCGCAUCCCGGCGCGGCGGAGUGCUGCGCGCAGCAGGGGCUGGAGCGCAAGCUGUGCCUGGCCGCGCUGCGGCACCCGGCCCCGCCGGGGCUGCCCCGCUACCUGCAGCCCUCCGACCGGGAGCUCUGCCUCUCCUUCCGCACGGACCCCCGGGAAUUCGCCGACAGGUUUCUCUAUGAGUACUCCAGCAGCUACAGCCAGGCUCCCCUGCCCGUGCUCCUGGCCUCCACCACCUCCUUCCUCUCCAUGGUCUCCACCUGCUGCAUCUCCCCUGCGCCCGCUGCCUGCUUCCUGAAGGAGAAACUGGAGAGGAAAACCCUCUCCCUACUCACCCUGACGUCAAACCGGAUUUGCUCCCGCUUCUCGGCCUACGGCAAGGACAAAGUCAGCUUCAGCUACCUGGCCUCGCUGGCCCAGAAGGUUCCCACUGCUCCCUUCGAGGACCUUCUGCCCCUGGCCGAGGACGCUGCCGAGGUGUCCUCCCGGUGCUGCGACUCCCUGGCCGAGGACUGCAUGCAGAAGAAGCUCCUGGAGCACACGGCCAAAGUCUGCACGGCGCUGGCGGCCCGCGACGCGCGCUUUGCUGGCUGCUGCAAGGGGAAGAACCUGAUGGAAAACCAUUUCUGCAUCCUGGCCAUGCUCCCAGCGCCGGCUCCCGAGCUGCCGGAGCCGCCCGAGCCCACCAACAAGGAGCUGUGUGCCAAGGACGGGGCUCUCCAUGCCACCAGGUUCCUGUUUGAGCUGGCCCGCAGGCACCCCAACCUCCCCGACGCCGUCCUCGCCAAGCUCUACGACUCCUCCGGGAAGCUCCGCGGGGAAUGCUGCUCCUCCAAGGACCCCUCCGCCUGCUGGGACAGCAAGCGCCGGCGGAUAGACGCAGAGCUCUUCCCCUUCCUGCAAAAGGCCAACCAGCUCUGCGGGCAGCACAACCAGCUGCCUUUCCUUGACUUCAAGAAGAGGCUGCGGGACAGCCUGGCACAGGUCGAGCCCCGGCCCGGCCCGGAGCAGCUGGAGCAUCUCCUGGAGCAGCGAGCAUCCUUCGCCUCCACCUGCUGCCUGCCGGCCGCUCCGCCGCUGCUCUGCGCUUCCAAGGUGAGCUCGGAGCUGGGGGAGCUGUGCCAGAAGGGCUCCUGCCUGCUGGGAUAGCGGCUCCUUGUCCAAGGAUGGUGCACGGAUGGAGGGGAGAGCCCUGGGGGACACGGGAAGGGGCUGGAGGAGACCCGGCAGGCGGGAGGUGUCGCCGAGCCCCGCGCCUUGUAUUCCUGCAGCCGAAAUAAAGACAAGGAAUGUGCCCUGCGGGAAGGCUUUGUGCACCCUCGGGGCGGCGCGGAGGGUGGGAGAGGAGCACAGCUUCUCCUCCGCGGGCAGGAAGGGAUCCCAGCCCUGACCCUGGGAGAUAAAGCUCUAAAAACUAAGCGAAAGCAGGGAAAAGACUCCUCAAAUGCCCCCAGGGAGAGCAGCCCGUGGGUGUUGGGGUAUUCAGCUGCCUGAGAGGGGCACCCUGGCACCCCCAGCUCCCCGCCUGCCCAGAGCUCUGGGGGUGCUGCAGGCCCGGGUUGGGAUGCAGGAGGAUGGCAAAGCCAGCCCAGGAAGCAGCAGGAAAAUCCCCGGAGCCCAGAUUUUGGGAGCUUUGUGUGCAACAAACAUGGCAAGGGAAGCGCCCGAGGACACCUGGAUGUGCAGAGAUGAGCCAGGGCGAUACAGCAGAGCCAAAGCCAAGAAGAACUCCAUGUUCAAGGCAGCUCUC